AUGGCCGGUCCUGUCGCUGAUAUCCGCGAGAUCAGCGGAUCGGAUCUGAUCUCUGCUCUUCAUCUUGCUCAACAAGCACCAGCAAUCCUCGGCCAAGAAUCUGGGUCUGGAAGUACCUCCAAAUCUUCCGGUACUGCAGAUUACUAUGCACGAUUAGAGCAGCUUCUGUUGGCCUGUCUUCGGACGGGGGACGAUCAGUCGGCACAUACCUGCCUGAAUCGCCUCAGCCUCCGUUUCGGACCCUCUAACGAAAGGAUUAUGGGACUUCGAGGUCUGUACGAGGAGGCAACCGCCAAGGAUCAGUCCGCGCUAGAAAAAUGUCUGCAGGAAUACGACAAUACCCUGUCACAGAAUCCAGUGAAUGUGCCCAUCUUGAAGCGCCGGGUAGCGUUGUUGCGCUCUCUCAACCGUCCCUCUGACGCAAUCUCCAGUCUUAUUCAACUUCUCGAUGCGAUCCCCACCGAUGCCGAAGCCUGGUGUGAACUCGCCGACUUGUAUCAGUCACAGGGUUUGAGUUCCCAGGCUAUUUUUAGCCUUGAGGAGGCUUUACUCAUUGCUCCUAACUCUUGGAAUAUUCAUUCCCGUCUUGGUGAGCUGCUUUACAUCUGCGCAUCCGACGGGGACGCAUCCCGGCUCCUUGGGAGGUCGGUGCAACACUUCAGUCGAAGCAUUGAGCUUUGUGAUGACUAUUUGCGAGGAUUCUAUGGAUUAACCUUGGCAUCAACACGGAUGCUUGACAAUGAUUAUGCAGGCGUAUCAGGUCAAAUUCCUAAGAAGACCCUGGAAAGGUUGAAGGCCUUUGCGCUCCUGAAGUUGGGCGAGAUUGUUGAGUCACGGUCAGUCAAUGACCAACAUUGGGCAUCGAGUCGAAGCGAGUUGAUUGCAGCCAAAGAACUGCUGAAUCACCCCAACGGUUCGGAUCGCUCUUACUCUGACGACGAGGGAUCGUCUGGUGUCCAUGUCCCUACAUCUUCCGAGUUAGAAAGUCAUGAGUACCAGGAUUAUGAUGAGUGGGCGCAUUUGCCAUAUCCGGAUGAAUUGAAACCAUCUGAUUCAGCCUCCCGACCAAGAACUUCGCACCGCAGUCGUCCGCCCCACGGUUCACGCUCCGCUUCGGGCCGUCGCCCAGCAUCGCGACGCAUGGGUCCAGAACAUCAGGCAUUCGCCGCCCGAGGCCGAAGACAACCAUCACCAGAUUCUCCCGACAGCGCCGAUUCCGCCGACGAGUACCCUUCCAAUUUUGGUCGAAAUGAUCGAAGGGGAUGGCAGCAACCUAUGCCACCCGCUGGAUACCCUCCUAGCCAGUCCUCUGGUCCAUCGUACCCCCCCUACCCACCUGCUCCUCCACCGGGUCAUGCCCCGUAUGCCCACAAUCCUCCCCCGAUUACAUCAGAGCUCAUGAGAAUUCCUCACCCGGGCCAACCCAACCCCUAUGGUGCUCCGCCUUAUGGAUACCCACCUCAGUUUCAACCUGGGUCUCAUUUUCUUCCUGAUCCACCCCAACUCCAUCCACGACAUGCGCCUCGCCAGCCGCCUCAGAUGCACAAUCCAAUGCAGCCCCCAAUGCCGCCAAUGGCGCAUGCUAUGGGUCCUCAUGGUGCCCACCCUCCUUACCCUGGAUAUCCUCACGAGUUAAUGGCGUACGGUCCGGCUGGUUUCUAUCGAGAUCAACCCAACUAUUUCGGCGCACCGAUCCCAGGCAUGAUGCCUCCUCAUUAUUGGCCACCAUAUCCCCCGGUGCCUUCUCCUCCAGCCCAACCCGAACCUAAAUCUCCCCCGCCAGCACCUGCUCCCGAGCCUGCUCCCGCUCCGGCCCCGGCUCCGGCUCCGGCCCCUGAACCUGCCCCACCACCACCACCACCUCCCCCACCAGUUGACACUGCCAAGGAUGAGCAAAUUGCGAGACUAGAGAAGCUGAUUCUAGACGACCGUAUGGAACGCGAAGCGAAGGAGCUUGCCAAACAGCAGGCCAUUGAACGCGCGGCCGCCGAGAAAGCAGCUCAGGAUGCACAGACAGCGCAUGAUAGGAAGAUCACCCUCGAAGCUGCGGCGCUUGCGCGGGCGGAUGCCGAAAAGAAGGCAGCUGAGGACGCCGCAAAGGCCAAGGAGGAAGCGGAGAAAGCCACGGCCGCGGCCGCUAGUGAAGCAGCUGCAGCAGCAACGGCCGCCGCAAACGAAGCGGCUGCUAAAGCGGCAGCAGCGGCUGCUGAAGCGGCCGCCAAAGCUGCCGAACCGCCGCCACCACCGCCACCCCCAGAGAAGAAGCAGCCUAUCAAAUUCAAGGACGCUGUCGGGAGAAAAUUCAGUUUUCCAUUUGAACUAUGUGCUACCUGGAAGGGAAUGGAAGAGCUCAUCCGGCAGGCUUUCCUCCAUAUUGAAGUCAUUGGACCUCAUGUGGCCGAGGGGCAUUAUGAUCUAGUCGGUCCGAACGGCGACAUCAUCCUCCCACAGGUUUGGGAAACCGUGGUCGAGCCCGACUGGGCUAUAACUAUGCACAUGUGGCCAAUUCCCGAAAAGCCAAAGGAAGAUCCUCCCCCUGCGCCAGAGCCUGCACCAGAGAAACCUGCCGAGCCGCCUGCCGAGCCGAAGAAAAAAGCAGAUGGACCUAAAAAGGCUAAGGCCAGAGGACCAGAUGUCCCCGGAAGUUUCGCGAUGUGGAUGUUGGGUGGCACCAAUCGCCGGGGAGGCAAAGGGGGCCCUAAAGUGGAAAAAAAGGCUGAUGCCCCUCCCCCGGCACCUGCUGCACCAUGA
Penicillium griseofulvum is the source of this 2751-nucleotide messenger RNA. RefSeq names its product Tetratricopeptide-like helical. Gene Ontology annotation, molecular function: protein binding. The transcript is spliced from 7 exons. NCBI's taxonomy places the organism in Eukaryota, Fungi, Ascomycota, Eurotiomycetes, Eurotiales, Aspergillaceae. Gene Ontology annotation, cellular component: EMC complex. The coding region runs from base 1 to 2751 and encodes 916 amino acids. Gene Ontology annotation, biological process: protein folding in endoplasmic reticulum. The record is from RefSeq and is a predicted model, not a curated record.